Messenger RNA from Tribolium castaneum (red flour beetle), 3378 nucleotides. RefSeq names its product PDZ domain containing 8 (gene Pdzd8). Lineage: Eukaryota; Metazoa; Arthropoda; Insecta; Coleoptera; Tenebrionidae. Gene Ontology annotation, biological process: mitochondrial calcium ion homeostasis. The record is from RefSeq and is a predicted model, not a curated record. Gene Ontology annotation, molecular function: protein binding; lipid binding. Bases 169 to 2964 code for a protein of 931 amino acids. Gene Ontology annotation, cellular component: mitochondria-associated endoplasmic reticulum membrane contact site. The transcript has 10 exons.
UACCCUCUUGAGAAAAAAACAGAAAAAGGAAAAUCAUGUUUGGCUUUUUUUGACGCUUAUCAUAUAUGAGAUAAGCACAAGGGGGCUAUAAAAUGGUAAACUGACUCCACUUUGUGUUAUUUCGAACAAAACGGGCCUAAAAAUGGUGAUAAUAUAAUUUAAAGCGCUAUGGAUAUAUUUUUGUUCAUGUUCCUAGUUUUUAUAUCUUUUUUAAUUGGUAUUAUAGUGACUCUCGUGGUGCAAUAUUAUAUUUUGUAUUCUUAUUUUAAAACAAGUCCAGUGGUCACACCAAAUGAGAAAAAGUGUUCUACUGAUUACGUUUUACCAGAGUCUUUGAAAAAACAAUUGGAUAGUGAAGAAUUGAACGAUGCGACGAGUUUAUCGGUUAGCCUGGUUUUACAGUUUUUGUUUCACGAAUUGAGGCAUUCUGAGGCUAUUAAACGAUGGCUUUAUAAGAAGCUGAGUCUUGAGUUUGAGGAACUACUAACUAAAACUACCAUAGGGAAAUUUUUCGAAGUCAUUAAUAUUAGGGAUAUGAACUUAGGUAACAACUUUCCAAAUAUUAAAAAAAUCAGUAUUGAAGAUGUGAAAUUAGAUAAUAAGGAAGGACACAUAGACACUGUCAGUUUAUGUCUAGAUGUAGAUUAUACAGGAAACUUUUUACUUAGUGUUGAUGCCAAAAUGAAAUUUGGAAAAACUGCAUAUUUAUCAAUUAAGGUUAAUAAAGUCAACGGACUUGUAAGACUUCAGUUUACAAGACAUCCGUACACACACUGGUCUUUCAGCUUUUUUCAAGACCCCAUUAUAGAAUUAGAAGUUGAAUCACACUUUCAGGGACGUCAAUUACAGUCAAACAUCACAAGUCUUAUCGUAAACCAAAUAAAAAAAGCCAUCAGACGAAAACACACACUACCAAAUUACAAAAUCAGAUACAAACCGUUCUUUAUCAAAACUGACCCUAGCCAACUAGACACGGACGAUAGCGAAAUCGUCCCUCAGGGCCAACUUGAAGUCACAUGCAUAGAUGUCACACGACUUGAGUUCUCAAAUGCGGUUCAAAACGUUUAUUGCACUGUUGCAGUUGACACGAUUCCUUGGAUUUGUGUUUAUGAAUCAGAUGAGCGCACUUUCAUGAUUCUAGAAAUCACAAUGACUAAAUUAAAACAGGCCCAACUUGGAGUGAUUUUCAAGCCGGAAAAAAGCUCAGUGGCUGUUGAAAGCGUCUCUCCACACAGUUGCGCCUUCAAAUCUGGCCUCAAACCCGGCGAUAUUGUUUUAGCAGUUGAGAAUAAAUCGGUUUCGAGCGUUCCCCAAGUCGCCAAAUUUAUCAAAUCAGUGACUUCGACUCAUGUCACUCUUCGAGUGAAAAGACUGGUCGAUUCGUACGUUUUGCGCAAGAAACACUUCGAUAAAAACUCAACUGAUGAGAUGGACCAAGACGAAAGCAGCUUCUUCAUUGUUGAUAGCGUGGAAACGCCGAAAAAACCGGCGGAGAAAAUCCCGAAAAGUCUUUCAAGCAACGAAAACGUCUCGAAAUUUGCUCAAACGAUCGGUAAUUUUAGUUUGCGCAAACGGAAGGCUUCCGUUUCGGAUAAAUCGUCAACGGAAGUGAGUUGUAAAAGUACACCGACGUCUAGUAGCCCUGGAACCCCGCAACAUGGAGUGUUUAAACAACAUACAAGCCCGCUAUUGGCUGGGAAAAAACAAUCGAUCUCGGAAAUACCCGAAAUUUUGCGCGAAAAUUCCGAAAGUGAAAUUAUCGAGGUCGGGAAAAGCAAAGAGUUGGGCCCGACUUCGGUGCUUUAUUUCAAUGAAGACUUUCAAUUUAGCCUCAAAAAGGGGCUCAAGUACUUGAAUGUCAACGUUUGGGGUACAGUGACUGAUGAUAAAGAUGUUUUGUUGGGAUAUGCGAAUAUUCCCUUGAGCCAUAUUUUGAACGAAUGUUUUAAUAGCGUUCUAGGGCACUACAUGAGACGGUACUCUUUUCUACCGCCGGCGUUUUGCCAUUCUAAUAACCAAUCACACCCACUCAUGGCACACUCUGGCUUCGAACACGUCUUUUGCUACGGAGAUAUUCUUUUGUCUUUCAUUUGGUCGCAUGAGGACGAUAUCGAAGUUAAGCGUAAAAUGUCGCAAGAUAUUUUAAACACAGACAUUGAACAAAUUUCAACUUCAACAGCUCUCAAGCACGACUUCAUCAGAACGCAGUUUCACCGAACAACUCACUGCGAUUUCUGCUCGAAAAAGAUUUGGCUCAAAGACGCGGUCCAGUGCCGCGAAUGCGGUCUCUGUUGCCACAAAAAAUGCAUAGCCAAGUGUCAAACGAGCACUGCAUGCAUCCAAGGUGACAAAAAAACCGAACCGGAAGCGGUCCAACCGGAAAUAACCAUGACGGAACCACCCGACGAAAUGACCGAAUAUGCAGAAGGGGGGUUGAAACGAGUAAACAGUGUGAAAAAUUUAGCAAUACCAGGUGCGCAUUUAUUGUCAACUGUUUCGAAAAGUUUGCCUCCAUCGCCCCAACGAACGCCAAGUCGCAAACAAUCCAUGUCUAAUAUAAAUCCAUUCGCUUUGUGUCCUGGUGUUUUAGAAGACGUUCAGAAAAAACCGGAAGAAGCCUCUGAAAGUGUGAACCGACUUUUGGAACAAGUCAUGCAAUGCCCCCCUGAUGAGACGCUCAUGGAUGUGGCUAAAGAAACGGGAAGGCAACUCUAUGCCAAUAUGCCACAUGAGGAGAAAGUUGAAAAAAUCAACAUUAUGAUGGCAGAGCUGAAGAAGACGCUAGAUUCAGUGACCAUGGAGCAUAUGGAACUGUCGAAACAGCUAAGUAGCCAAGAAUCGGACGCUGAGAAGACGAAACUGGCGUUUCUGAUUGGUCAAGCCGAUGCUAAGGUUCAAGGAUUAUCAGUAUUGAUGCUUCAUUAUUGUUCCAGUUUACAGCAUACUCAAGAAAAAAUUGUGUAGGCGCUUUUUGUCUACUAAUUAAAUUUCUUGAAACAAAAAAGCAUAUCAUCGUGACCCCGGUACUUAAUUUUUGCAUUUAUGACACUCCUCUAGUCAAUUAAUUUUCACGUAUUGUAGCAUUUUUAGUUUUUACACGUUUUUAGGAACAUUAACUAUACUUACUGUGAUAGCGUAGGAUGUAGUAAGAUAAUUUUUAAUAUUUAUAGUGACUAGAUGUAUGUGCAAAAUUGUCUCUAAUUAUUGGUUAUAAUCCCGGCAAAAAGAGUGAAAUAAAGCUUUAACAUUGUUGUAUUUUUUGCGUCCAUGUCAGUAUUUUAGUUUUUUAUUUUUUUGGCAACUUGGCCCAACGUUAAUUUGUGAACAAAUUCUUUAUGUAAUAUAUUUUGUAUAGUAAAUUUUGCCUGCUUCACAUAA